This is a messenger RNA of Oryzias melastigma (Indian medaka), 2751 nucleotides long. Its product is annotated as sorting nexin-2. Gene Ontology annotation, molecular function: phosphatidylinositol binding. The record is from RefSeq and is a predicted model, not a curated record. Gene Ontology annotation, biological process: early endosome to Golgi transport. Gene Ontology annotation, cellular component: endosome membrane; endosome. NCBI's taxonomy places the organism in Eukaryota, Metazoa, Chordata, Actinopteri, Beloniformes, Adrianichthyidae. The transcript has 16 exons. The coding region runs from base 108 to 1649 and encodes 513 amino acids.
UGAGCCUUUCCCCAGAAUCCCUCUGGUCACGUGACAGGGGCGGGCGCGCCUCCUGUCAGCUGACUGCGGUCUCGCGGCGUGUGUUAGCCGUUAGCGGUUACUCGAACAUGGCGGACUCUAUCAGGGACCCUCCAGCGGAGAACACCGACUUCCAGGAGCUGGAGGACGGGGAGGACCUGCUCCUGGAGUCCGCUGCCGCGCGGGAGUCUGAACCAGCCAGUCUCCCUGCUGUGGACAUCAGCACCAAGACCAAUGGGCCAAAACAGGACUCGCUGUUUGAUGAGGACACAGAAGAUCUGUUUGCAGAAGCCACAGAGGAGGUGUCGCUGGACAGUCCGGAGAGGGACGUUUUGUUAUCUGAAGGACCCUCCCCCGCUAUCACCCCCAUCACUCCGCCCAUCUCCGUCAUCACCCCUCGCAUCGGCCACGCCCACGACGACAUGUUCACCCACUCUUCCUUUGACGAGAUUGAAGAGGAGGAGGGCGGGGAUUCUUUCGACAUUCACAUAUCUGUGUCUGACCCAGAAAAAGUUGGUGACGGCAUGAACGCUUACAUGGCCUACAAGGUGACCACGAAGACCUCCAUGUCGCUCUUCAGGCAGAAGGACUUCUCAGUAAAAAGGCGGUUCAGCGAUUUUCUGGGUCUGCACAGCAAACUGGCCUCCAAAUACUUGCACAUCGGAUACAUUGUACCUCCUGCACCGGAGAAAAGCAUUGUGGGGAUGACGAAGGUGAAGGUGGGGAAGGAGGACCAGUCCUCCAACGAGUUUGUGGAGAAGAGGAGGUCGGCUCUAGAGAGGUAUCUGAUGAGAACGGUGAAGCAUCCCAUCCUGCUGAAGGAUCCCGACGUGCUGCAGUUCCUGGAGAGCUCGGAGUUGCCGCGGGCCGUCAACACUCAGGCUCUAAGCAGCGCUGGAAUCCUCAGGAUGGUCAACAAGGCGGCCGACGCCGUCAACAAAAUGACCAUCAAGAUGAAUGAGUCUGAUGCUUGGUUCGAGGAGAAGCAGCAGCAUUUCGAGAACCUGGACGCCCAGCUGAGGAAGCUUCAUGCCAGCGUGGAGUCUCUGGUCUGCCACAGGAAAGAGUUGUCUGUAAACACGGCACAGUUUGCCAAGUCUGCGGCCAUGCUGGGGAACAGCGAGGACCACACGGCGCUGUCUCGAGCUCUGUCCCAGCUGGCCGAGGUGGAGGAGAAGAUCGACCAGCUACACCAGGACCAGGCCAACGCAGACUUCUACCUCUUCUCCGAGCUGCUGGGCGACUACGUCCGUCUAAUCACCGCCGUUAAGGGCGUGUUCGACCAGCGCAUGAAGACGUGGCAGAAAUGGCAGGACAGUCAGAUGCUGCUACAGAAGAAGAGAGAAGCCGAGGCCAAACUGCAGUUCGCCAACAAACCCGACAAACUGCAGCAGACCAAAGACGAGAUCAAGGAGGAGAUUGAGGAGCUGGAGGGGAAGGUCCAGCAGGGAGAACGGGACUUUGAGCAGAUAUCUAAAACCAUCCGGAAGGAAGUCAGCAGGUUUGAGAGGGAAAGAGUGAAGGACUUUAAAAUGAUCAUAGUUAAAUACCUGGAGUCGCUGGUUCAGACUCAACAGCAGCUGAUUAAAUACUGGGAGGCCUUCUUACCUGAGGCCAAGGCCAUCUCAUAGUCUGUACACCCGAGAGGCGCUGAAACUACACUACCCACAAUGCACCUGACCUCUCCAGCCCCCUCUGUCCAGAGGAGUAGCGGCAGAAAGUGACUUUUCAGCUUCUCAAAGCAGACGUUCAUCAUCCGGUGUGUUUCUGCGUGACGUCCGUGCUGCGUUCACGGCCUCCAUCAUGACUCUUUGAAAAAAAGAUGAAAAAUGGGGGGGGGGGGUAGUUUGAUUCACCUGAUUUCUGAAGAUCAACUCUACAUAAACAACACUCGUAUGUUUCACAUUUGCAGUUACUGUUUGUAAUCGAACGUUCAUGAUUUCAAAUUUUGUGUUAAAUCGACCAAAUCAUUUAUUUUAUUUCAAUAAUUUGACCCGUCUUAAGAUUCAUGCCACAGCUUUUCCUCGAGCAGCUCCUCGAAUUACUACAUUACCCAUUAGCACUGGCAGAAGAGAGGGAAAAACGUUUCCAAAGUUACUCAGCAAACUUCUUAAUUCUCAAGCUUGAACUUUCCUUUUUCUGCCCAGCAACAGACUGCUAGUGUUCUGAUUGGCUGUUUGAAAUGUCAACAUUUUUCAUCUCUCAGCUCCACAGUUAGUGAGGAGAGACUUGCAGUCGCAUUAUCUUCUUUAUCUGUUUUUUCCUGAAUACUCUCCUCACUUCCUCUCUGACUUUCAAAAUAAAAGCCAGCAUUGUGUUACUGUAUGCCUGAGUUACUUUUCUCCCCUUCUCUUCCGUUAUCGUAGCAGUCACCCUGCAGUCUUUUUCUGCUCAGAUCCACAUCAGAGCCUGACUCAGAACUGAAUAGAAAGGGCGGCGGGUGGUCAUGUGACAAGAGGGGCGGGAUUUCCACCUUUUUUUUAGAAAUAACAUUUCAUAUUUGAUCAAAGCUGAACAUGAACUUAAACUGAUUGGAUGUUCGGUUGUUUACUCUCCCUCCCUUCAGUCUUCUUCAUUGAUUUCUGCCUUUUUUAUGUAUUUAUCUUCUGUGGUUCUGAUUAUGAUUUGUCUUUGAUUUGCGAUGUGAUUUUUUUUUUUUUCUAAUUUUGAAUGUGACAUUCCUGCAGCAGAGCUGAUGAAGGGCAACUUUAAUAAAGGAAUGAAUGUCAUCAA